AGAGUCGUCAGUAUACCAGUUGAUAGCAUCUGUGAAACGUCAGAGUUGUUUUCCCAAACAAGCUGAGAAAAAGCGUGAAAAAUUGGUGGAAAACUGGGUAAAAUAAUGAGUGAGGACUUCAAUGCGGCCCAGUUUAGCGUGGUGCCCAAGGAGGAGCCCCCAUCGCCGCAAUCGGCUUUUGGGGGCCAUGAAUCCAGCUCGGCCGCAUCCUCGGAGCCCACUCCUGGUGCCACACCAGGAGCACCAUCAGCUGGUGGUGCUCCAUCCACAGAAACAACACGUCAGUCCAGCUUGCAAAAGAUCAUGCAGCGUAAGCGGAAUGUGUGGCAGCUGCCGCAUUCCCAGAAACUGGCCAAACUCUCAAUGUACUCAGCAUGCCAGGCUGAAGGAUGUCGCUGCACAGGUUGGAAGCUACCUGAGGAGCACAAGUAUCGAGAUGUUGAAGGGACAUUCUGUCCCAAAUUCACCGAGGAAUGCAGGAAUAGCCAUUGCAAGCACUCUGUAGAUUCCCAUCUUAGUCACUUGGCUGACAUCGAGGAGGAGCAGCUCAACGGAUUGCUGGGAACUAUUGUGGACGUUGAGAAUCUUUUUAUGAGCAUGUCGCGUGAGGAGGACUCGGACACCAAAAAGGUCUACUAUUUCCUUUUUAGACUCUUGCGUCAAUGCAUCCUCACGCGCCAGCAACCCGUGAUUCGUGGACCCCUGGGGGAUCCGCCUUUCGAGUCCCCGUCCAUGUUCAAAGCCAUCACGAACUUUGUCUUCUUCAAGUUUCAUCAUCUCAGUCAGGCUGAAUUCCACACAAUGAGCGAAGUGGCCAGAACUUUUCUCAAUUGUCUCAAUCAGUGGAACUUCGAGGCUCCUAGUGUGCGUGGGCGUGAUCUCAGCCAUGAGGAUGCGUCCACGUACAAGAUCAACUAUAUGCGUUGGCUUAUGUUCUGCCAUGUUCCGGCAUUUUGCAAUUCCCUUCCGCACUAUGAGACAUCCGUGGCUUUUGGGAGGACACUCCUCCGGGCAGUAUUUCAGUUUGUCAGCCAUCAGUUGCUGUACAAGUGCCGAACGGAGAAGGACAGGAUGCCGAUGGAGAAGCGUCUGCUGUUGAUGCAUAUGCCCAAAUUUCUGGAUGCCCUCAAGCAUGAGGUGAUCAACGAGGAAUCACCCAUAUGGGAUCCCACCUAUAAACCGGCAGUAUCACUUCUACUUCAGCGUACGGCUAAUGCCAAGAGGCAGCAUGAGGCAGCAGCUUCGCCAUCGAGUGCAGCACGUAGAGCCACUGCAGAGGGAUCUCAGACGAAAAAGUACAAGUACUCCAAUGAUGUGGAGGAUUUGUCCAAUGAAGCAGUGAUUCAGGCCAUGAGGAAUAUCAGCGACAGCAAGAAUAAUCGUAACAAUGAAGUUGUCUUUCCGGUCAAUGCUCCCAGGGAUGAAGCUGCCAAGACGAAAGAGAGUCGCAGAGAGAUUGAGCUGCAUAUUGUGGGCAAUUCUCUAAGUCAUCCGGUCAGUAAGCAAUCGAUGAUUUGGCUCCUUGGGCUACACAGUGUCUUUGCCCAUCAAUUACCAGGAAUGCCUAGGGAUUACAUCAGUCGAUUGGUCUUUGAUCCUAAGCACAAGACAUUGGCCCUGAUUGAGGAAGGUCGUCCAAUUGGAGGCAUAUGCUUCAGAACUUUUGCCACUCAGGGCUUCACGGAGAUUGUAUUCUGUGCAGUGACAGGGGAUAAGCAAGUGAAGGGCUAUGGAACACAUCUGAUGAAUCAUCUCAAAGAUUACAGCAUUCAACAAGGCAUUAAGCACUUCCUCACCUACGCUGAUGAAUUUGCUAUUGGAUAUUUCAAGAAGCAGGGCUUCUCCAAGGAUAUUAAAGUGGCCAGGCCCAUAUACCAAGGGUAUAUCAAAGAAUAUGAUGGUGCCACACUGAUGCACUGCGAACUUCAUCCAAGCAUCGUCUAUACGCAGUUCAGCAGUGUUAUCCGGCGUCAGAAGGACAUCGUGACGGAGUUGAUUGCGCAGCGGCAACAUGAAGUGCAGAAAAUCCGUCCGGGAUUGACGUGCUUCAAGGAGGGCGUCCGGAGUAUUCCUGUGGAGUCGAUUCCGGGGUUGCGUGAAGUGGGUUGGCGUCCAGUAGCACGAGCUCAGCGCCAGGCUCGGCCCCUCGAGGAAUCUGUCGAUCCGGAGAAAUUGGCACAAACACUGGCAACUGUCCUGGUUGCCGUUCGCCAGCACACGGCUGCGUGGCCCUUCCAGGAGCCGGUUAACCAGGCUGAGGUAACUGACUACUAUGAACACAUCAAAUAUCCCAUGGAUCUCAAGACGAUGGGGGAGCGUCUCAAAAAAGGCUACUACGUCACCAGGAGGCUCUUUAUGGCUGACAUGGCGAGGAUUUUCUCCAAUUGUCGCUUCUACAAUUCACCGGACACUAACUACUACAGAUGCGCCAACGCUCUGGAACGCUAUUUCCAGACAAAAAUGAAAGAAAUCGGCUUAUGGGACAAAUAAAGAACAAAGCAUUUUGACUUGUCAA
Messenger RNA from Phlebotomus papatasi, 2515 nucleotides. RefSeq names its product histone acetyltransferase KAT2A (gene Gcn5). Gene Ontology annotation, biological process: chromatin remodeling; positive regulation of transcription by RNA polymerase II. Gene Ontology annotation, cellular component: histone acetyltransferase complex; nucleus. NCBI's taxonomy places the organism in Eukaryota, Metazoa, Arthropoda, Insecta, Diptera, Psychodidae. Bases 106 to 2490 code for a protein of 794 amino acids. Gene Ontology annotation, molecular function: protein binding; histone H3 acetyltransferase activity. The transcript is spliced from 3 exons. The record is from RefSeq and is a predicted model, not a curated record.